AUCGUACGUGUGCCGCUGAUAACAGGGAGAAAGGAAGUGGAGUCAUUGCAACAUCGCUGCCACGUCUGUAGGCUCCUCUGCAGCAGUAGCAGCAGCAACAGCAGCAGCAGCUGGUCUGAGGACCAGGAUGGGCCGGUGCCUGGCGGUGGGGGGAUGAGAGGGAGAGGUGGGAGUGAACGAGGAAACAACGAGCAGAGGAAGGAAAGAGGAAACACGUAGAGCCACAUCACAACACUCCCUGGCUGAAUGAAACCCGUGCGCAGUUCCAGCACGAAGGAGCGACCACUGCCUUCUGGAGGAGUCGGAGCUCUAUUGUUCAGACAGUACGGCUUGCUUCUGCGGGUUUCCCGGGUUCAGGAGGAGGGGGACACCCAUGCUAAGCUCAGGGAGAAUGGAGGAAUUCGUGACCGAAGAGGAAGAGCCGUGGUACGACCAACAGGACCUGGAGCAGGACCUCCACUUGGCGGCAGAGCUGGGAAAGACUCUGCUGGAGAGGAACAAAGAGCUGGAGGAUUCCCUGCAGCAGAUGUACAUCACUAAUGAAGAGCAAGUGCAAGAGAUCGAGUAUCUGUCGAAGCAGCUGGAGGUUCUUCGGGAAAUGAACGAGCAGCAUGCCAAAGUGUACGAGCAGCUGGACGGGACUGCCAGAGAGCUGGAACGCACCAACCACACGCUGGUGAUGGACAGCAAGGGCUCACAACAAAAGAUAGAGAGGUUAACAGGGACCAUUGAGACUUUGCAGAAUCAGGUGGAGUCUCUCUCAGGGCAGGUGGAGCAGCUUCGCUCCAUGGAGCAGCUCCGAGUCAGGCGGGAGAAGAGGGAACGACGCAAGACUAUCCACUCUUUCCCUUGCCUGAGGGAGCUUUGCACAGCACCAAGAUAUGAGGAUGAGUUUGUAGUGGGCCGGGCUGAGAGCUUUACAGUGGAUGUAAAGCAUCCACCAUUUGAAGAAGAGAACCAGCAUCUGAGGGAAGCGGUGUCGGCUCUACGAGCGGCUGCCCGGACUGAGCGGGGUCGUAGGGAAGGGGUGGAGAGGGAGUGCAACCUUCUUGUUGCAGAGUUCUCCCGCCUGCAGACACGAGUGCAGGACGCUGAGAGCUGCCAGGCAAGGGUGCGGGAGUUGGAGGUGGAGCUACAGGAGCUGCAGCAGCUACGUCGCGCUCGGACAUUCCUGCUGAGCAGCGAGGACGACGGCGUAGGUCUUACCCAGACUGUCCUCAACAGCACCCCGGAGACGGACACGUUCCUGGAAGUUGAGGUCGGGGAGACCGGAGGAGGCGUGAGGGAGGAGACUGAAGGUGGAGGAGGUGUGGGAGGGGAGGCUCUCCCUGAGUCCAGCCCCGUGAGAAAAAGCUGCAGCGACACGGCGCUCAAUGCCAUCGUGGCCCGCGACGCGUCCGGCCGCAGGAGAGGUAGCUACGCCCUCCACGCCAACAGCGUGAGGAAGAGAGGGAUGUCCAUCCUCAGGGAGGUGGAUGAGCAGUACCACGCCUUGCUGGAGAAAUAUGAGGAGCUGUUAGGGAAGUGUAGGCGCCACGAGGAGAGCCUGUGUCACGCCGGUGUCCAGACUUCCAGACCCGUCUCCCGAGACCCGUCCAUGAAAGACUGUGCCAUGGGCCCCACCCCGGCGCCUCCCCCUACCCCCACUCAGUCGCCCUCCACCCCAGAGGCCAUUGAGAGCAUUAGCAAGCAAGUGGAGGCGGUGGAUAAGAGGCUGGGACAGAACACUCCAGAGUACAAAGCCCUUUUUAAAGAGAUCUUCUCUCGUAUUCAGAAGACCAAGAUGGAUAUCAAAGCCACCAAAGCUGCUAAAGCUAGCAAAUCUGGCAAAUCUGGCAAAUCUGGCAAGUCUGGUAAACACUAAUGGUACACUGGUUGGCUCCAGAGAGGACGAUAGUGUGUUAUUUCAGUGUUAAGGAGUUUAUGAACAGUGGCUUGGUGUAAACAUUCUUAUAGAGGGUGCUAGUUCGAAAACUGCUAAAUUCAAGUACAGUUCAGUUCAAUUGAGGUCAAAUUAGAGUUUCACCAAGAACUGAAACCUCGCAGCUUACACAAGAAUCUGAUUUGCAUGUGAUCAAUUAAAAAAACUUUGCAGAAUUCAGUCAUAUAUAUAUAUAUAUAUAUAUAUAGGCUAUAAAAAAUAUGGACGAAUUUGUUAAGAACUAGAUUGAGUUCACCCCCUUCAUAUUCUUUUAUUCAGUGUUCCUACUAAAUAUAUACUGGCUUCACUGCCUGACUACUAAUCAUAUACUACAAUAAUAGCAAUAUGCCUCUCAUGAGCCUCACAAGUGCACUAAAUGUUAAAAGCUUCACAAAAUAACACUAGAAAAUUGCAUCUCUCUCUCUUUUCUGAUGAAAACACGAGUGGGAAUCUAAAUCUAAUAUUAACAUGAACUGUAUCUGUUAAGUUUAUUAUAAUGGACUCUACUAACAUUUGUAUAAUUACAGUAAGAAAAGACAAAGAUUGAUCCUCUCAGGCCACAGUGCUGUCUGUCUCAAAGGAACUCAAGGUGCUAAUAAUUCUCCUCCCAUCUCAUAUGUUACUAUACAAAUGGACACUGUUCAAAAUUUAAACAAGCCUUUAGUGCGGAUGAUAUUGCGGUACCCUUUUCAUCUAGAGAUUUGAGGGACAGUUUUUUUCCUGGCAGUUUGAUAAAAAGAUUGAUACCAGUUUCUGCUCAGUAAAUAGGGGGGGGGGG
Messenger RNA from Sander lucioperca (pikeperch), 2699 nucleotides. RefSeq names its product cerebellar degeneration-related protein 2-like. Bases 374 to 1864 code for a protein of 496 amino acids. Lineage: Eukaryota; Metazoa; Chordata; Actinopteri; Perciformes; Percidae. The record is from RefSeq and is a predicted model, not a curated record. The transcript has 6 exons.